UUCUCUCUCUCUCUCUCUCUCUCUCUCUCUCUCUCUCAAUUUAGGCUUGUAGGUUUUCGGAUUUCACUCACUCUCUCUGCAAAUCGGACACAUCUAAGCAAAAGAAACUCGAACAGGUGUCCUUCUCAGCAAUAUUCCGAAACUUAGGGUUUCCGAACCUUCCAAUCCACCCCCCCCAUCAUCCCUAACCGCACUCCGUUUCCCUACUCGGAAUUUGAAUAUUUUCGGGUUUUUCUAGAUUCCUCGUACAUUACGGUUCGGAUUUAAGCCAUUUUGGAUAAGGUACUUGUAAUAUCUGGUAAUCUCAGCCUCCAAUUGGUCGAUCUGCUGGAAUGGACGCGCGAGAUUCCUCGUCCUCGAUGGCUGCCGCUGCUCCCAAUCGCGACGGGUCCUCGGGCACCGACGACGACGCCGUUUUGUCCGUUGUGGCUGCGCUCGCCAAGGACGCCGCCUUGCACUUCCAGUCGGGAAAGUUCGCCGAGUGCGCCGAGGUCCUGAACCAGCUCUUGCUCAAGAAGGAAAACGAUCCUAAAGUUCUUCACAAUGUUGCAAUUUCCGAGUUCUUUCGGGAUGGCUGCUCAGAUCCUAAGAAGUUGCUUGAAUCACUUAAUAAUGUCAAGAAGAGAAUUGAGGAGCUUGCCUGUGCAUCUGGAGAACAGGUGGAGGCUGUUAGCAAUCUUUUGAAUAAAGUCACUUUGGGGUCUAAAGGAAGUACGAUGGCAAAUCAACUUUCCACAACAAAUAGUUCCAAUAUUGUUUACACAGAUGAAUUUGACACUUCCGUGGCAAUCCUAAACAUUGCGGUUAUCUGGUUCCAUCUCCAUGAAUAUACAAAGGCAUUAUCGGUUCUAGAACCUUUGUAUCAAAAUAUUGAACCGAUAGAUGAGACAACAGCUCUUCAUAUCUGCCUCUUGUUGCUAGAUGUUGGGCUUGCUUGCAAUGAUGCUUCAAAGUCUGCUGAUGUAUUAAUUUAUUUGGAAAGAGCUUUUGGUGUUAGUUGCACAAGUCAAGGUGACAAUGGCAACACAACACAACAGUCUGGGAACCUCGUUGCAAAAUCUUCCUCUGUUCCUUCACCGGCUACAGAUGCUUCUCAUUCAGAUUUAGCUGCUAGUGUGAACGCCUCAGAAAAUACUUUAUCGAGGACCUUAUCAGAGGAGGCACUUGAAUAUGAAACCAUGUUCUCAACACUAGAUAUCGGUGGACAAAAUCGAGUGAGGCCUUCUGGUAUUUCGUCUUCAAAUGAUCUGUCAAGGCCAACUGUUGAUAGGUCUUUGACCACAGUUGAUCUGAAGCUUAAGUUGCAGCUUUAUAAAGUUCGGUUUCUGCUUCUCACUAGGAACCUCAAGCAAGCAAAACGUGAAGUCAAGCAUGUUAUGAACAUUGCACGUGGGAACGAUUCAUCAACGGAGGCUCUCCUCCUGAAGUCUCAGAUUGAAUCUGCACGCGGCAACCACCGUAAAGCCAUUAAGCUGUUAGUGGCUUCAAGUAAUCGGACAGACAUGGCAAUUUCAAGCAUUUUCAACAACAAUCUUGGGUGCAUUUAUUAUCAGCUUGGGAAAUACCACACAUCAUCAAUAUUUUUUUCGAAGGCACUGACUAAUACUUCAUCACUUCGGAAGGAAAAGCCGCUAAAGCUGUCAACUUUCUCCCAGGAUAACUCUUUUCUUAUAAUAUAUAACUGCGGUAUACAGUACUUGGCCUGUGGGAAACCAAUUCUUGCCUCUCGCUGCUUCCAGAAGGCCAGUUUGGUGUUCUACAACCGACCUCUCUUAUGGCUCCGACUUGCUGAAUGCUGUCUGAUGGCUUUAGAGAAGGGACUACUAAAAACUAAUCAUGCUCCAUCAGAAAGAUCAGAGGUCAAAGUCCAUGUUGUUGGCCAGGCAAAAUGGAGGCAACUUGUUGUCAAAGACGGGAUAUCAAGAAACAGACAUGUGGACUCUGUUGAAGGGGAUACUUUUACUCUGAGAAGUGAUGGGCAACCAAAGCUUUCAAUGUCGCUUGCCCGGCAGUGUCUGCACAAUGCUCUGCACUUGCUGAACUCUUCGGAGUGGAACUAUUCAAAAUCUGAUUUGCCCUCUAGUUCCUCCUUGGAGGAAAAUGAAUCAAGUGAAGCGGCUUCGUCUAAGAACUCAAACUACAAGAACUUAAACAACAUUGAUUCAAAAGCAUUUACUGUAACAAUAGGUGUAGGUCAGGCUAAUGCAAAUGGUGACGCCAAAGAACCAAAGGGAGGAACAAGUCAGGAGCUCAUACAGAAUUCUCUCUCCUAUUAUGAAGAUAUUCAGAGAAGAGAAAAUCAGUUGAUCAAGCAAGCUAUUCUUGCUAACGUAGCCUAUGUAGAGUUGGAACUGCAAAACCCCACGAAGGCCCUGUUGACCGCUAGGUCUCUCUUGGAACUAACAGAAUGUUCUAGAAUUUACAUCUUUCUUGGACAUUUGUAUGCAGCGGAGGCCCUCUGCCUGUUAAAUAGACCAAAGGAAGCUGCUGAGCAUUUGUCGAUUUAUUUGUUUGGGGGAAGUAAUUUUGAUUUGCCAUUCAGCGAAGAGGACUGGAAGCAAUGGCAAGUGGAGAGGACCGUCGAUAGCGAAGAGUUUAAUGGAGUAUCAGUGACUACCAUGAAUUCUUUAGCUGAGGACCCACAAGGUAUCGUCUUCCUAAAGCCGGAAGAGGCGCGUGCAGCACUUUAUGCAAAUUUUGCUGCGGUGUCUGCCAUGCAAGGCGAACUUGAGCAGGCCCAUCAAUUUGCGACGCAAGCACUAUCCAUAUUACCCAACAGUCGGGAAGCGACUCUGACUUUGAUUUAUGUGGAUCUCAAGCUCGGUAAGUCUACAGAAGCUCUUGCCAAGUUAAAGCAGAGUAGUCGCGUCAGGUUCCUCCCCAGUGGCGUAACAUUGAAUAAUUCUUCUUGAUUGUUGAGCCGAAUGUCCAGCCCCCCCUUCUCAGCAUUAGAUAGCGGUUAGAUCAGCAAUCCUUUCGAGGAUAUGUAACAUAUAUAUAGUUCAAUUCAGGGAAUAAAGUUUCCUCUUUUUUUAUUUUUUUUGGCCCCUUAUAAUUUUUCACAUCUAGAGUCCAUUACUUGGGGGUGGUGGCUGUGUCUGUGUUUUGGUUAGUUCGGAUGCCCACCUUUCAGAUUUGAGAUGUAGUUUGAUUGGGGUUAUCGUGUUGUAGUGGCUAAUCCAGUUGGUGUUCAAGAAUAGAGAGAGAUCAUGUGCUUCUCGAGAAAGGAAUUGACAUUUUUCGAUUUGAAUUUGAAUUCCCAAGUCUUCUUUUCAUUUCAAA
Molecule: messenger RNA, 3282 nt
Organism: Juglans regia (Persian walnut)
Lineage: Eukaryota; Viridiplantae; Streptophyta; Magnoliopsida; Fagales; Juglandaceae
Product: CCR4-NOT transcription complex subunit 10-like
Exons: 6
Coding region: 333-2912 (859 amino acids)
Biological process (GO): negative regulation of translation; mRNA catabolic process
Cellular component (GO): CCR4-NOT complex
Molecular function (GO): protein binding
Source: RefSeq, a predicted model, not a curated record